Molecule: messenger RNA, 2486 nt
Organism: Hymenoscyphus albidus
Lineage: Eukaryota; Fungi; Ascomycota; Leotiomycetes; Helotiales; Helotiaceae
Source: the annotation of a GenBank genome assembly
AAAUCGACCAUGCUUGACCAAGCUUCAGCCAUUCUGGUGCACCAUUAAAAUUUGUUUAAUACAGUAAGUCUCACCUACAGUACCCAGCACAAUUAGUCAGUGCUUGCGAGGGAUCCAAUUUUUCAUCCACUGCUUCCACGUCUUGCAUUUUCCACUUGAAGUUUUGACAGGUAUCUCUGGCAUAGAUCUUUUUAAAACACCAUGAUGGAAAGCAUGGAAAACAAAACGCCCACUCACAUCUCAAUACCAUCACUCCUAUCACCUCUAUCGCCCCCUUCGUCGUCAGAUUCGUUUACAGCCCCAGCAAAAACAGAACCUGGGAAUCUAACACACCCAGAAAAGAAAUCUCUUUCUUUCAAGCUUGCCUAUGCAUCCGUCAUGGCAAGUGCAUUCAUAUCUACUAUGGAUACAGUUAUUGUCUUAACAGCCCUGCCUGCAAUCGCAUUAGAUUUAAAUGCGCAUUCAAAUUCUGCUUACUGGAUGGGUUCAGGAUUUCUUUUCGCACAGGCUGUGAGUCAACCACUAUACAGUAGUCUGUCGAUGGUUUUGGGGAGGAAGGAUUGCCUGGUUUUCGCAAUGGUCCUUUUUACUGUCUCUAUUUUGUCUUGUGCUUUGGCACAGAGCGCAAGAUGGUUGAUUAUUGCCCGUGUGGUAAGUGACAACUUGUUUUCAUUCUGAGCGAAUUUCCUUGCUUUACACAGCAUGCUUCGUUUGUCAGACAUAUUCCGGGGUGAACAUGGGAUAACAAAGCAGCAAGAAGGGAUGAAAUUAUGCAGCUUGUUGGAGACAUGACUCUGUAUACGCUUCCUAAAAUGCACCUGAUUUUUUCAUAUUAAUUAUGCGAAUUAUUUGGAAUGACAGGUUCUUGGAUUUUCCAACUAUUCCACUUGGCUGGAAAAAUUGGAAUGAUCGAUUCAUAAAUUCUCACCCAAAAGCUUCGAAAAGCGUAUGCAAAAUAAUGGCAAGGCCAUAUUCCCAAAGGAUGCGAGGAAGUAAAUUAACUUGCUAAUGAAAGCAUGACAUAGUUCCAAGGACUCGGCGCAGGAGGCAUCAACGUCACAGGCAGCAUAAUAAUUACAGAUAUGGUACCUCUUCGAGAAAGAGGAAAGUACAUCGGAAUUUUAUCGCUAGCCUCCGCGCUUGGGCUCGUAAGUGGCAUCUUGAUGGGAGCAGCAAUUGCCGGCAAAGCAACAUGGAGAUUGUAAGAAUGUCUACAAUUGAAGAAGUGUAGAUUUUAACAAGAACACAGGAUUUUCUACAUAAAUCUCCCUUUGUGUAUACCAGCUACAGCAGGUAUAUACUUCUUUCUCCACCUUUCGGCCGAACCUCUGUCAAUAAGGGAAAAACUGAAACGAAAGGAUUGGAUUGGAAUUACCGUGCUUACUGGCUCAUUGAUUUCACUCCUUUAUGGUGUCACCAGUGGAGGUGUACUCCAUGCUUGGAAUUCCGUCUCAGUAAUUUUAUAAGUAUUGUCAUUGGGGUUGUUGGGGUGACAUUGUUCGCUUUCUACGAACAGAAAUUCGCCAAAGAACCGAUGAUACCACUCAGGAUCUUCGCGAGUAGAACUGCUGGAGUAUCCUAUCUCUCCUCUUUUUGUUUAGGCUUUGUAUUAUGGGCUACGCAGUAUUAUUUGAUACAAUAUGUACGUAAGCUGCCGUGCCCCACAAUAGAAGCUUCGUCGUUGAUGAGAUGAAAACAGUUCCUCACCACUCAGGGACAUUCACUCGUAGGGGCUGGCGUUGCGAUCUUACCAGGGACAAUUGUCAUUCCAGUCAUGGCUGCAGCGGGUGGCAUAUUCAUCUCAAAGUUGCAAAAGUUCAGGACCAUCAAUUCGGUCUCAUGGAUAAUCGUAACCAUAGGAUUUUCCUUGAUGACCCAGCUCAAAAUAGAUUCCAACAAAGCCAUGCAAUUCGGAUUUCAAAUCAUAUGGGGCUUCGGUUCAGGCAUUGUAUGUUAAUGAGUUCCACCACCCAGAAAAUAUUACUAACGUAUUCAGCUUUUUCCUGGAAGACAAGUGGCUGUUCAAGCAGUACAAACCGAUGAAGAUGUUCCAAUGGUAAUUGUAUCGCAAUUCAAUCUCAAGCUUUUACUAAUCACAUCAAAGGCAACUGCAAUGACUUCAUUCAUAGCAAGCUUAGGACAGUCCUUUGGAGUUGGAAUUGGCGGUGUUGUCUUCCAGAAUCAGUGGAGCACGCAUGUUCAGAGUGCAAUAUCAGCAGGGACCAUUCCACCAGAGUACAAACUCUCAUAUCACCAGGCAGAGCAAGCUGCGGUUCUGAUCAAAAAUUUCCCUUCCACAGUCCAAAUCGUUUAUAGAGUAAUUAUGGCCGAUGUUAUAAAUACUCUUUUCAUUGUGCUUGCGGGGUUUUCGGCAGUGGCAUUUCUUGCAAGUUUGGCUUCCAAGAACCUGAGUCUGGAUAGAGAGACAAAAAGUGCACAGCAAUUUAGGGAAAGAGAAAAACCAGAGAGAGAGGACAAUUAGUUCU